CUAUUAUUUAUUUAUUUCUUUUCUGGAGUACUGUCAGUUACAGUGAAGAAAAGCAGUUUAGUGACUGUAACGAAAAACCCUAAACUGCUUUUUCGGGGAGCCUUUAAUGACCAUGUGUUGGUUUUCAUGCUCCAAAUGCUCUGCGUCGUGGCCAUUAAUGGCGGAAAUGCAGGAGUCCUCCUUGCUUCUCCUCCAAUUCUUUUAAAUUUUAUAGUCCCCCUGCUUCUCUCCGCCUUCACAUGGCAGGUGUCCCUGUUUAUCCGGAAAAAUAUAUAUAUAUAUUUUCCCUUGCCUUCUAACGCAGUUCCAAUGAUUAUUCAAACAUAGAUUCCUGAUUUCUCAAGCAAAACCAGUGAACUCCGGUGAACAGAGUUCUCCUUUGAUGAGAUCGGGGGGAAGACGGUGAGGGUUUCAUUUUACAGCGCUCAGUUCUCUAGGAAGCAAGAAGUUCUUCCUCAAGUUCUCGACUCGCCACUCCGGGGAGGAGAAAAGAAAAGCAAAAGGUAAAAGAACAAAAAGAACCUGAUUCUUGGUGAAGCUCAGUCUUUUUUGACCGAAACUGCCGAUUUAAGUGUGCGAGCUCGACCUUUAAGGGAAGUUUCUCCGAAACGGCUCGACUUUUAAGUUUUAACAGCGAAAGUCGAAAUAGUGAAAUAUCUUGUUUUGUUUCUACAUCAUUUUCUUUUCUUCGUCUAAAACUCCGUAGAUGUGCCGGGAAGAGUGCUACAUCUGCCGCCGAUAUUCGCAGGAGGAGCUCGUUUUUUAACGGUGUUCUUAAUUAACUGUUCGACUUUUAGCUCGUGAGCAACUCAAUGGACGCUCGGCUCAUUUUCUAUUUCAUCCUGUUGUUCGGAUUGCUUUUCUGGCCAGGGGCCGCGGAUCCAGUAGAAGAUAAACAAGCUUUGCUCGAUUUCGUCAACAGCAUACCUCAUUCGCGCUAUCUCAACUGGAACCAGACCUGUCCCGUCUGUGACUGCUGGACGGGAGUGACCUGUAACUCCGAUAAAACUCGAAUAAUAGCCGUUCGUUUGCCCGGAGUUGGAUUUCAAGGCCGAAUUCCUCCAAACACUCUCAGUCGCCUCUCCGCUCUUCAGAUUUUAAGUCUCAGAUCCAACGGUCUAACUGGUCCUUUCCCUUCUGAUUUCGCCAAUCUCAGAAACCUCUCUUUCCUCUAUCUGCAGUUUAACAAAUUCUACGGUCCGUUGCCAUCGGAUUUCUCAGUUUGGAGAAACCUCACCAUCAUCAACCUCUCCUUCAACGCGUUUAAUGGCAGCAUUCCUUCGUCCCUCUCGAAUUUGACUCAGCUGACCGCUCUAAACCUCGCUAAUAACUCACUUUCCGGUGAAAUCCCAGAUCUUCAACUUCCAAAUCUGCAGCAACUAAACCUAGCCAACAACAGUCUCGUAGGAACUGUCCCGAAAUCUCUUCAGAAGUUUCCGAAUUUGGCAUUCUCUGGUAACAGUGUUUCUUUUCCUAAUUCUCCUCCUCCGAUUAUUGCUGUCAGUCCACCUUCUCCUCAACCGUUUCAUGGGUCGAGAAACGUUAAGAAGCUUGGCGAGUCAACCCUUCUGGGGAUCAUAAUAGGCGGCUGCGUUCUGGGGUUUUUGUCUAUUGCUACCCUACUAAUUCUUUUCUGCUCAAAAAGGGAAGGCGAUGAUGGAUUUGUGGGGAAGUCACAAAAGGGUGAAAGGUCUCCAGAGAAAGCGGUUCAAGGGAACCAAGACAGGAAUAACAGGCUUGUUUUCUUCGAAGGUUGUAAUUAUGCAUUCGAUUUGGAAGAUUUGUUGAGGGCUUCUGCGGAGGUGCUGGGGAAGGGGACGUUCGGCACAUCAUAUAAGGCGGUCCUGGAGGAUGCAAUCACUGUAGUGGUGAAGAGAUUGAAGGAGCUGAGUGUGGGGAAGAAGGAGUUUGAGCAGCAGAUGGAGUUGGUUGGGAGUAUUAGGCAUGAGAAUGUGGCUGAGCUAAGGGCUUAUUACUUUUCCAAGGAUGAGAAGCUUAUGGUGUAUGACUAUUACACUCAGGGGAGCGUCUCAGCAUUGUUACAUGGUAGAAGAGGGGAGGAAAGGGUUCCUCUGGAUUGGGAUACCCGACUGAGAAUCGCGAUUGGUGCAGCAAGAGGCAUUGCCUACAUCCAUGCAGAGAGCGGUGGAAAACUUGUCCACGGGAACAUAAAAUCAUCCAACAUCUUCCUUAAUUCUCAAAAUUAUGGAUGUGUAUCUGAUCUCGGCCUAGCAGCACUAAUGAGCCCAGUGGCCCCACCUAUCUCCCGUGCUGCAGGGUACAGAGCGCCUGAAGUGCUUGAUACCAGGAAGGCAACCCAAGCAUCCGAUGUCUAUAGCUAUGGAGUGUUGUUGCUUGAACUUCUUACUGGCAAGUCUCCUGUACAUGCUACAGGUGGUGACGAGGUGGUUCACCUGGUCAGGUGGGUUCACUCUGUAGUCCGGGAAGAGUGGACAGCAGAAGUGUUUGAUGUGGAGCUGAUGAGGUAUCCUAACAUAGAGGAAGAGAUGGUAGGGAUGCUACAGAUAGCAAUGGCCUGCGUGGUCAGGAUGCCGGAGCAGAGGCCGAAGAUGCCUGAUGUGGUUAAGAUGCUUGAGGACAUAAGACGGCUUGACACCGGAGACCGUCAGUCGACGGAAACAAAAUCAGAAAGUUCAACACCAACACCACAACAAUUACCUCGCGCGGGUGGAGGGAUGGAAUCCAGUUCCGUUCAACAGUGAGCCCACCAUAGUCUUCAACCAUUUGUUCAAGUCAGUUUGUGAUGUAUUUUUUAUCUUGGUAAUUUUUUUUUUUUUUUAAUUCUUCUUUGUCGAAGUUGCCCAUACCUCAAUUUGUCUCUUUGUUGUUUUACGUUUUCAUUUGUUUGUUUUCUUUGAUAAAAUUCGUCAUUCGUGACUAGUUUUAUCAACCCGAUGUCAAGUCAGCUAGGGCAUAUUCCAUGAUUGAUCCAUUGGACGGUGUCAACUUGCUCGGUUGUAAGUUUCA
This is a messenger RNA of Nelumbo nucifera (sacred lotus), 2988 nucleotides long. Its product is annotated as Leucine-rich repeat protein kinase family protein. The record is from RefSeq and is a predicted model, not a curated record. Gene Ontology annotation, molecular function: ATP binding; protein binding; protein kinase activity. Lineage: Eukaryota; Viridiplantae; Streptophyta; Magnoliopsida; Proteales; Nelumbonaceae. Gene Ontology annotation, biological process: protein phosphorylation.